GGUCCGCGUACAGUCAAUAGUAUAGACAAGUUUCAGUCCACUUGAGCACAUUUAUGUUUUGAGACGCGCACGCAAGCUACACUCCAAGCGUGUUUUAUUUCUUCAUUCGUCAUCAUUCAAUAGCUAAAUAACACAAAUAACGCGCAAGCAAACAAAAAACCAGCGCUGAGCAGCUGCUUGUUCGACUGCUUUGCCGCCUUAGCGAGUUGUAGACGACGACACGUUUUUCAGUGUGUCUUUUACCUUACGGGAGAGUUGGCUUAGUGAGUUGAGUUGGUGCCGAAACGGAAACGCAGACUUGCAUAAGUCAUUGGAUUUAUAAAUAAACGAUCGCUUGUGUUGUAAAGAAAAGCGUAAAUACAUAUACAUUAAUAUAUAUACAAUACUGAAAAAUAUUAAAACUGUGAAAGUGUUUUUGUGCGCGUAAAGUUGCUUAGACAUCACAAAAGACGAGCUUCAAGCUCGCUAUACCAAUAGGUGCUUUGUAAACUUAUACCCAACAGCGUCAAGUACGAGCCAUUUUAAAAAUGUCUAAGCCACAGCCUAUGGAAAUGUCCAAUAUGGAUAUAGAUUUUCACGAGCGUAAAGCAGAGCCCUUUAAAAUGGGUCGAUUUAUCUUCAAUUCAGAGGAGGGUACCGUAAUGGGACGUGAUCGUGCCUCUUGGGCAAAGAUCGGCAUCUUCUACACAGCUUUCUAUGGCGUAUUAGCCGCACUGGUGGCCAUUUGCAUGUGGGUAUUCUUUCAAACGCUAGAUCCGCGCAUACCCAAGUGGACAUUGGAUAGCUCCAUAAUCGGCACAAAUCCAGGUCUUGGUUUCCGUCCGCUGCCACCAUCGGACAAUGUUGAGAGCACAUUGAUUUGGUACAAGGGUACGCAACAUGAGAACUACAAACACUGGACGGAUUCGUUGGAUGAGUUCUUAGCGGUCUACAAAGUGCCUGGCCUUACACCUGGCCGUGGUCAGAACAUCUACAAUUGUGACUACAAUCAACCGCCACCAAAGGGUCAGGUUUGCGAUGUCGACAUUAAAACAUGGAAUCCUUGCACCAAGGAAAACAAUUACAGCUACCACAAGAGCUCACCAUGUGUUUUCUUGAAGUUGAAUAAAAUCUAUGGUUGGAUACCGGAAUAUUACAAUGACUCCAAGGACUUGCCCGAUAACAUGCCAACCAGCUUGAAAACUUAUAUUGGUGAAAUGGAGAAGACGCAAAAUCACAAGUUAAACACCAUUUGGGUUUCAUGCGAAGGCGAGAAUCCAGCUGAUCAAGAGAAUAUCGGUCCCGUCAACUACUUGCCAAUUCGUGGCUUCCCUGGCUACUUCUAUCCUUACCAGAACUCAGAGGGUUAUCUUAGCCCACUCGUCGCUGUGCACUUCGAGCGACCGAAGCGUGGCAUCAUCAUCAAUAUCGAAUGCAAGGCUUGGGCACGCAAUAUUUUGCACGAUCGCAAGGAGCGACUAGGUUCCGUGCACUUCGAGUUGCUGAUCGAUUAACAGAGUGUGGGAAAAAUGUUCGACGUUUACAACAACAACUAGAGAGCAAUAAGCGCGUUGGCAAACGCUUAUGUCACACACGAGCAUCAUAGAUUUUUUCAGCCAGCUGUCUUGUAUACACACACACAUGCAAGCAUACAUUUUAAAACAAAAAUGAAAUCAACACAAAUUAUAUAUAUAUAUAUAUAUAUACCAAGGAGCUAUGCAGUCGAACGAUUACUCGCUAAUACAAAACAUACAACAAACACAAUCCCACAAACAUAUGUAUACAGACAAACAAACAUACAAAAGUAUAUGUAACAUUUAGUAUAAUAAAUUACGAGACAAUUGUUGGGUUCUAUAGUUAUGUAAAUUUCUUGCUAAUUUUCUUUUUUCAUUUAAUUUUAUUUAAUUUAAAAAUGUCAUUUCUGUUAGUUUGUAUGAUGUCUUUGUUUAGCUUUUAAGCAGAUAAUAUAUUAUAUAUAUAUUGUAUGUACAUAUAUAUAAAUAUAUAUAUGAAUAUGUAUAUGUAACUAAGUUUAAGUUGAAAAACAAAAAUUGAGCGAAUUAUAGUAAAAUAACCAAUAAAUAAUACCAAAUGUAUGUAUUUUAGAACACUUUGCAACAGUCUAGCGCCAAGCAUACAAUUAUACCUACAUAUAUACAAACGUAAAAGUAUGUAUAUGCCACAAAUUUUUGACAAUCUUUUUCCUGUUUUAGAUAAAUCGUACAUAAUCGAACAUAAAGAUAAGUAACCGGAAGCUACAUAUACAAGUAUACAUACAUACAGACCGUUUUUCGAAAUCUGCAGAGUAUAACAAAAAAAAAUUUUUUUGAGGAGCAAGUAAAUGCUUGAACGGAGACAACUCAUCCAAAUGCACAGCCAAAGUAUAUUUCAAUGCAUUACCAACACAUCUACCAACAAAUAUUGCUUACGUACACACAUAUGUGUGUAUAAACUUGUAUUUUAAGUUAACUGCCAUUCACAUGUCGACAAGCUGUAGUAUAACGCAUAAAAGUAUGCUAAUAUAUUUAAAACUACAUGCGAGAAAAAUAUUUCAUAUGUCAGAAAAAAUAAUGGGAAUUUCAAAAUGAAAAAAAUAUAUUCAAAUAUUUAAUAAUAUUAUAAUAUUAUCAAAUAUCGAAUUAUCGAGUAUUUAAUAAUAUUAAAAUAUACCGUUAGAGGAGCCUGCUGCUAAUCUUUUUCAAAAAAUUUUAUGUAUUUCGAUAUUUGGCUUUAUUUGCCAUGUUUUCAAAAUAAUUACGAAAAUAAACUGAUUUUUUGUUUUCGAGAGAAUUUCUGAAACGAUAAAAAUAAACUGAUUUCUGAAUAAAAAAUAUAAUAAGUAUUUAAAGAUUUCGAAAUAAGUUUGAUUUUUAAUUUUGCUAUACUAGAACGCAUGCAAAGUAUGCUAAAUACUAUACUGAAAAAAACAAGCGAGAAAAAAUUAAAAAAAUGCGAGAAAAACAUUUACUUAGUCAGAAAAAUUAAUGGUGAUUACAAAAUGAAAAAAGUGUAUUAGAACAAUAACGUUGUUCUUUAUACAAUUGUGGGAGUUCUGCUGACAAUAGUUUUCGAAAAUAUUUUUUAAGUCUUUCAACAUUUUUUAUUUAAAAUAAACCGAUUUUUAAAACCGUCUUCGAAAAGCCUGAGAAAUCAUAGAAAUAAACAGAUUUUUCAAUAAAACCAUGUUAAUGUGAAUUUCAGAGUCUUGAAAUAGGAUUGAUCUAUAAUUUUCAACGUAUUAUUUGGAGAUUUUCUAGAAAUGAGUUUGUUCUAUAUUCCAAUCAAGUUCUAACGGUUUGAGUUCAACAUACCUGUAGGAGAUCAAGCCUUACACAUUGAUGGACUAACCCACUAACUGUUGAAAUUAAGUUUUGAAUUAGUACUUUUUGCAGUAAUAACUCGAGUUAACGAAACGUUGUAAUGACACGGCAGCAAAAGUUUUCAUAACACAAAUUCGAAAAUUAUUCAAACAAUCUGGAUUAAAAUAAAUCUCUAUUUAAAAUUCGAGAACAUUUUUUUUUAAUUUUGAAUGCUGAAAAGAAAUUUUGAAAUUGCCUAACAUUUUCAGUGAUGAAAAGAAAAAAACUUAGGUUAUGAAAAAUUUCGGGAUCCCGAUAUGAGUUAGCCUUAAAUUUAAAAAAUGCUUUAUUAGUUUAUUUAAAAAUUGAGUUAAAUAAAAUUUUCGGUUGUUAAAAGAGACGAAAUUUAAAUUUUGAAAAAUUUCGGGAUCCCGAUAUUCCUCUCUUAACCUCUUAAAAUUGUUUUAUAAAGCAUUUUCAGUGCUUAAACAACUGAGAAUUAAGUUUUGAAAAUUUCAGGAUCCAGAUAUGAGUUUUAAAUUUUAAAAAUUGUCUUAUAUAACACUUUCAAUGGCAAAAAGAGAAAAAAAGUAAGAUUGAUUGAAGAAAAUUUUCGGAAUCCCAAAAUUUGUAAGCAUUGAACUUUAACAUUUGCUUUAUAAAGCACUUUCAGUGCUGAGAAUAAGGUUUUGAAAUUUUCGGGAUCCCGAUAAGAGUUAGUCUUAACUUUCAAAAAUUGUUUUGUACAAUAUUUUCAAUGGCAAAAAGAGACAAAUUUUAAGAUUGAUUGAAGAAAAUUUUCCAGAUCGCGAAAUUUACAAGCACUAAACUUUAAAAUUUUUUUAUAAAGUUUUAAAAAUUUCGGGAUCCCGAAAAACGUUUACUAUUAAAGUAAAAAAUUGUUGCAAAGUACAUUUAAAUAAAUUUUAUGACGAAUGAAAUAUUUUUUAAUGUAUGUAGGUAUGUACAUAUGUUAUAUGCAUAAAUGCAUUUUUCCUUUAAGAGAUGUGCAUAAACUCGAAAACGAAAAAAUUUUCACUAAAACACCUGCAAAAAAGUAAAGACAAAUGUAUACAACGGUAAUGUCAGCGUUUUUGUUUUUGUAAACUAAUAAUUAAUUUGCUAGUUUUAAAAUUAAAUAUAAUAAUUAACCCUAUAGAAAACGAGCAACCGCCACACGGGCCACUACAACAAGCAAACACACACAACAACAAAAAGAGAACAACAACAAAUAACUUAGCGGUAAAGCAGCAUACACCUAGCAAUGUACAAGUAGUUCAAUCCAAAAUAAAGAAAAACAAAAAAGCUAAUCAUAAUAAUUAAACUAACUCAUUGACAAGCAACUAUUGUAAGUUAAGCAGUUAUAAAUAAUA
This is a messenger RNA of Bactrocera neohumeralis, 4651 nucleotides long. It is a transcript of the gene nrv2, whose product is annotated as sodium/potassium-transporting ATPase subunit beta-2. Gene Ontology annotation, molecular function: ATPase activator activity. The transcript is spliced from 7 exons. The coding region runs from base 528 to 1493 and encodes 321 amino acids. Gene Ontology annotation, cellular component: sodium:potassium-exchanging ATPase complex. The record is from RefSeq and is a predicted model, not a curated record. NCBI's taxonomy places the organism in Eukaryota, Metazoa, Arthropoda, Insecta, Diptera, Tephritidae. Gene Ontology annotation, biological process: potassium ion import across plasma membrane; intracellular potassium ion homeostasis; sodium ion export across plasma membrane.